ACUCGGCAGCUGUUUUUAUUUCAGUGACCUACUCUUCUUUGUUUGGAGUUUCGAAGGAGACACUUUGGGCAACAACUUGCAUCCGAUCACAUAAGACACCAUUUCCGUCACAUGUUGGAGUUCUUUCACCUUGCAAACACUUCACGUGGGUUGAAAUGUGUAGCGUACAGGACGGAGAAGAUGUGAUACCGGAGAGAAAGAAGACUGGGAAGUUUACAGAAGGUGAAAGACGUCCAUGUAUGAAGUGUGGUGAGUCAGCAGCUGUGAUAAUUAGAGUUAAUGAUGCCUUCUGCAGAGGGUGUUUCCUCACAUAUUGCACUCACAAGUUCAGGUCUGCAUUUGGCAAGUCAAAACUUAUCCGUGAUGGGGAGAAGGUUCUGGUGGCAUUCUCCGGAGGUCAGAGUUCAACAGCAUUGUUACACCUAAUACAGGAGGGUCUCAGUGAGAGAGCUCAGAAGAAGCUGAGGUUUAUUCCAAGUUUUGUCUUCAUUGAUGAGGGAGCAGUUCUUAACCAAACUCAGGAGGAGAGGUCAGAGACGUGCCAGCAGGUGGCGGCACUGUUGCAGCAGUCUGGGUUUCCAUGGAACAUCAUUUCCUUGGAGAAGAUCAUGCAAGAGAGCAAUUCACUAGAAAAGUUUGAACUCUCUGAACAGUUUGAAUCUCUCCAUGUCAGUGAGAAGGAUCAGGAAGAGUUAAAGUCUCUCUGGAACUCAGUGAAAACUCUCAGUGCCAAGGAAGAGAUGAUCAGAACUUUGAGAUCUAGGUUACUAGUUUCCAUAGCAACAGCAGGGGGAUACAGCAAAGUCCUGGUUGGUGACACAGGGACCAAGUUAUCAAUCCGUCUGCUUUCUGAUGUGGCACAGGGAAGAGGAAUGCAUCUGCCUUUUGAAACAGGUUUUGCAGAUUGCAGGCACCCUGAAAUGAAAAUAGUAAGACCAGUGAGAGAUUUUACUGCCAAGGAGGUAGCCAUGUAUAAUGCCUUCCAUAAUCUUCAGCCUCUAGUUUUACCUGCUUUAACUACAAAGGCAGCAUCCAAUGCCAGCAUAGAGAGACUGACGGAGACAUUUGUGACAGGUCUACAGGCUGACUUUCCUUCCACAGUUAGCACCAUAUUCAGGACGGGAGAGAAGUUAUCAGUAGAAGACAUGGACAGUGAAGUGGAUAGGUGUCAGUUUUGUCAGGCCCCUUUGGAUACAAAUGUCCCAGCAUCGUCUGCAUUAAAUGCCACACUGUUCUCACAAAGCCUCUCUCAGAAGUCGUCCACCUCCACAAUAGGUGGAGCCAGUAACUGUGAUAAGACAGAUUCAUGUUGUGGAGAAGGUGACGGCAGCUGCCAGACACAGAAGGACUUCAGAUUAACUAAAGAAGAUUUGGCUGAUGUCCUUUGCUAUGGAUGUCGACUUGUUAUUAAGGACAUGAACUCUGUAGAUGACCUUCUUCCAGCAAAUGUUUUACAAUCUGCUGCAGCUGCAGUAAGAAGGAAGAAGAUGAAAGAUGAAAUACAAGAUUUUCUUCUUCCAAGCUGAUGCAGCAGUUUUGCUUCUUAGGCAAUUAAAAA
This is a messenger RNA of Lingula anatina, 1558 nucleotides long. RefSeq names its product cytoplasmic tRNA 2-thiolation protein 2-A. Gene Ontology annotation, cellular component: cytosol. The record is from RefSeq and is a predicted model, not a curated record. Gene Ontology annotation, biological process: tRNA wobble position uridine thiolation. Gene Ontology annotation, molecular function: sulfurtransferase activity; tRNA binding. Lineage: Eukaryota; Metazoa; Brachiopoda; Lingulata; Lingulida; Lingulidae.